GGAGAAGCCGAUCCAUGGCGCCCCUCGAACCCGCAACCGGAGAAUGGCCUUAUCGAUCAAAGAAGUUAAGCAGAUCGCUCAAGGACUCCAGAGAAACACCAGACAGUCCUCGGAUCAAUCGGAUCUUGCUGGAUCCGAUACGGAUCUGUUAGCGGCAGAAGUUCGUAAGCCCUUGAGGGCUAAAACCCCCUUCAAACUGCCUGAAAAGUGUGAGAUGUUGGCGGAGUUUUUUAAUUCCAUGGAGAGCUCGAUCCGAUUGCUUAGAAUGAAGGGAUCGUCGCCUACAUUUGCUAAUAUCUCUGCUAGCAUUCAGAAUUUGACUGAAAGGAGGUUUACACGUGGGCAUUUGGCCCAAUUGAAGCAUAUUUUGCCGGAGGCUAUUGUAAUCAAGAAUAUGAACUUGCACGAUGAGGUUACGAGUUGUGUGAAGCCCGAGCUUCAUGUCGCUCUCCAACUUUCCGCAUUUGAGGAAACUGCGAAGGAGAAAGGAGAGAGUGGGUACUCAGUCUUGAGAAGAGUGUUUAGAGAAAGGCUUGUGGAUUUUUCAAAGAGACACCCAGAGGGAUAUGACAUUCCGGAAGAGCAACUUCCGCAUCCAUUCAGCCAAACAAAGCAAACCAACAUUUCAAAUGGAUUAAGACACUCAGCCAUCCCUCCAAUUAUUUCCUCAUCAGCCAAUACUCAUUCUCAACAUGAACUCGCAGUGCCUUCUCAUAUUUCUAGAUCUUUCCAAAGGAGAUUUUCUCAGAAAGUACCCAUCUCAGAUGCACAAAAAACUUCUCUCACAUGCCAUGACAGUUCACCUCUUAAAGACAGUUCUCUCGACCCUAUUGCUCCAUCUCCUAUGAAACACAUUUCAAGACUGCCCUUAAGAAGGAAAUCAUUGUUUGGUUGCCCAAUUAUCUCUCCAUCAUCCAACGCUCUUACAACUCAUGAAGAAGAACCCAAAAUAGACGUAAUGCCUGAAAGCAUUUCUCAGAAAGAAGUAAAUGCUUUAGAGGGAACACCAGCCAAACUAAUUUGCACUCCAUCAAAGCUAAUGUCUGCCACUCCAGAUAUUCAAACUCCAAAGAGACAACGACCUCCAAUGGAUUGUGAUACCACACCACUGAAGAGGUCAACUAGGCGAUCGACUCAAACCAAGUUAUUAUUUAACACACCAAAAAAGAGCGCAACAAAAUUGGAUGAAGAGACUGAAGCAGAGAGUUCAUCAGUGAUUGAUGACGUUCUCCAUUUUCUACCUCAGUCUCUCUUGCAAUCGGUAAGGGAAAAGGAGAGAAAAGCAUUAGUGGAGAAGGAUGCUGGUGUUGCUGAAGCAAGGAAACGGCAAAAGCUAAUUGCAGGCUUGCCUACUACUUUUGACAUGAUACUUCUAAUAUUUCAGUCAAUAAAUCGAUCUGUUAUGACAAAGGAAGAACUUACUCACAAGCUAAUUGCAAAUAAUUGUAAAAUUGUUGACAAAGGUGAAGUUGACGAACAGCUGAAACUAUUGCAAGAACUAAUUCCAGAUUGGAUCUCUAAGAAGAUUGCAUCAACUGGUGACAUCCUAUAUAGUGUCAACAAACUAUCAAGCCCACAAGAGCUUCGACAAAGGCUCGUAGAAGCGGAGUAAGCUAGUUCUUCUUAGAUGCAGGGGCCCUUGGCAUCAUGAAGCGUUUGCUGUUAGCCAAAGCUAAUGUUCCCUUGUAGUGGAAUCAAGAAAGUUGCUAAUUUCCCCUAAUUGGA
Messenger RNA from Asparagus officinalis (garden asparagus), 1725 nucleotides. RefSeq names its product CDT1-like protein a, chloroplastic. The coding region runs from base 44 to 1612 and encodes 522 amino acids. Gene Ontology annotation, biological process: regulation of DNA-templated DNA replication initiation; DNA replication preinitiation complex assembly; DNA replication checkpoint signaling. Gene Ontology annotation, cellular component: nucleus. Gene Ontology annotation, molecular function: DNA binding; DNA polymerase binding. Lineage: Eukaryota; Viridiplantae; Streptophyta; Magnoliopsida; Asparagales; Asparagaceae. The record is from RefSeq and is a predicted model, not a curated record. The transcript is spliced from 7 exons.